AUGAAAAAAAAAAAAAUUAUUUAUAUCAUUGUACCAAUAUGUAAUUUCAAAAAAAAACAGCACACAAUCAAUCACCACCAUUUGUUUUUUUUUUAUUUUUAUUUUUUUUUUUAUUUAUCACACCCAAAUAAAAAAAAAAAAAAUUGUGUGGUAUUGCAUUAUCUGUAA
Messenger RNA from Dictyostelium discoideum AX4, 168 nucleotides. RefSeq lists its product as hypothetical. The transcript has 2 exons. Bases 1 to 168 code for a protein of 55 amino acids. The record is from RefSeq and is a predicted model, not a curated record. Lineage: Eukaryota; Evosea; Eumycetozoa; Dictyosteliales; Dictyosteliaceae.